Molecule: messenger RNA, 837 nt
Organism: Nilaparvata lugens (brown planthopper)
Lineage: Eukaryota; Metazoa; Arthropoda; Insecta; Hemiptera; Delphacidae
Product: mediator of RNA polymerase II transcription subunit 4-like
Exons: 3
Biological process (GO): regulation of transcription by RNA polymerase II
Cellular component (GO): core mediator complex; mediator complex
Molecular function (GO): transcription coregulator activity
Source: RefSeq, a predicted model, not a curated record
AAAAUAUAUCUAUUGUACUCUUAUUUGUUAUUCCAGGCUACAGCAAUUUUCCAAGCCAAACAAAAACUGCAGUCGAUCAGUCGUGCCAACAAAAAACCUGUUUCGUCUGAAGAUCUGAUCAAAUUUGCCCACAGAAUAAGUGCUUCAAACGCGGUGUGUGCACCUCUCACGUGGCAGCCUGGAGAUCCGAGGAGACCGUAUCCCACAGAUAUUGAAAUGCGUAUGGGAUUUCUUGGAAGAUUUGGCGAUUUGCCCCUGAACGGUCACAUGGUGGCUCAGCAGGGCAGCCUAUCUGACAUCCAUCGUACGGGACAUCCACCAGAACCUCCAGCUUCUCAACAGAACCAGUUCGCUUGGCAUCUGUCGGGUGAGAUGCACAUGACCGUGCCAGGCCAGGGCUCCAUAGCCAUGGACACCCGCAAUCACAAAGACGCCGAAGACGUGGAGGUCAUGUCCACCGACUCCAGCAGCAGUUCUUCCAGUGAUUCUCAGUAGUAAAUAAGAAAUAACGUUAUUUCAAGGAUAUAGGCUGAACAACAUAUGAAUAACAAUUGAGUUUUUGUUUUCGGAACAGAAAAGAUACAUUAAACUCUAUAGUCUAGGCAAUGAAUACUCUAAAAAAGUUAUAGAAAGUUUGGAAGACAAUUUUUGACCCCGCAGUUCUGUUAAGGGUAGUAAGGAGGUUAACAUAAAUACCAGAAUUGCAGACUUGAAAGGCUUGAAAGUCAACCGUCUUAAAAAUAGAAAAGUGGCUUGGAAUUGAGGCUUAAAAGUCCUCACCCCUACCCUGUGUGAAGAAGGGCAAUUUAAACUUUCUUGAAGGUACAAUUUUCUGGU